Messenger RNA from Ziziphus jujuba (common jujube), 2349 nucleotides. RefSeq lists its product as uncharacterized. Lineage: Eukaryota; Viridiplantae; Streptophyta; Magnoliopsida; Rosales; Rhamnaceae. Gene Ontology annotation, molecular function: GTP binding; GTPase activity. Bases 292 to 2100 code for a protein of 602 amino acids. The record is from RefSeq and is a predicted model, not a curated record. The transcript has 17 exons.
AUUGUGUGUGUGUGUAUCUGGUAUGUAUCGUGUACAUUUGGAUGCAAAUCACAAAUCUGAACCUCCCUGUAUAAGCAAAAGUAAAACCUCCCGCAUGUGGGUACACGAUUCUUAACGUACACCCGUUUCCAUGGUUUCCUAGAUCCCAUUCCCUCUUGACCUUCUCUUCAAAAUCUGUUUCCUUUUCUUCUUGUUGGUCUUCCCCGUGUUUGCUUCGUCGUUUCAAUUCUGUCAGCCCUUCUGUAACUCUACCGCAUUUGGGAGAUAGUGUGGCCUCUGCUUCGCUCAACCAUGGAGGUUUCUCGUUGGGUGUUGCUUAUUUCGAUAUUUCUCUGCCUUUUCGCAUCUGGGUCGUUAUCAUUUGACAAUCUUCACCGAGCGUUUCCUAUUGUGGAACCUGAUCCCGGUCAUACAAAACUGCGUCUUUCGAGGGAGGGUUUGGAGGCCAUUGAGAGAAUAACAACUCCAAUUGCAGCUGUUGCGGUUAUUGGACCAUACCGCUCUGGAAAAUCUUUUUUGCUUAAUCAACUUCUCUCCCUUUCUUGUUAUGAAGGGUUUGGUGUUGGACACAUGCGUGACACAAAAACUAAAGGAAUAUGGGUAUGGGGAACACCACUGGAAAUGGAUAUUGAUGGAGUGAAAACUUCUGUGUUUUACCUUGACACUGAAGGAUUUGAGAGUGUUGGGAAGUCAAAUGUAUAUGAUGAUCGGAUUUUUGCCCUGGCAACUGUCUUGAGUUCUGUACUUAUAUAUAACCUGCCAGAAACGAUACGCGAAGCUGACAUCUCAAGGCUGUCAUUUGCUGUUGAGCUUGCUGAAGAAUUUUAUGGAAGGGUGAAGGGGCAAGACAUUGCUUUUGAACCUGCAAAGCUUUUGUGGCUUAUCCAGCGUGAUUUUCUACAAGGGAAGUCUGUGCAAGAAAUGGUGAAUGAAGCUCUCCGUCAUGUCCCUAACCAAGAUGGGGACAAAAAUAUUGAUAUGGUUAAUCAGAUUCGUGACUCCUUGGCUAUCAUGGGUGAUAACAGCACAGCAUUUAGCUUACCACAACCGCAUCUUCAGCGAACAAAGCUCUGCGACAUGAAUGAUGGUGAGCUUGAGCCAUUAUACGUUAAGAGGAGGGAACAACUAAAAGAGCUUGUUGCUAGCAUUAUUCGUCCAAAGAUUGUGCAGGGAAAAUCUCUGAAUGGAAAGGAGUUUGUGUCUUUCCUAGAGCAGAUCCUUGAAGCGUUGAAUAAAGGGGAGAUCCCAUCAACAGGCUCUCUAGUAGAGGUUUUCAAUAAGGGUAUUCUUGAGCGAUGUUUGAAGUUAUAUAGUGAAAGGAUGGAAAAGUUGGGUCUACCUCUAUCAGAGCAAUAUCUGCAGGAUGCCCAUGAAACGUCCAGAGAUGAAGCGAUGAAACUAUUUGAGGAAGAGCAUUUUGGCCGUAAUCAUGCCAAGAAGUCAGUCUUGCAGCUAGAUGAAGAAAUAGAAAAGGUGCAUAAGACUGCCAUUCUGGCUAAUGAAUAUCAAUCCUCGAAGCUUUGUGAGGCAUUGUAUACCAGAUGUGAGGAUAAAAUGGACCAGCUUCAAGUUCUCCGACUACCUUCCAUGGCGAAAUUCAAUGCAGGUUUCCUGCAAUGCAAUCAAAGUUUUGAGCAUCAGUGUGUUGGACCUUCAAAAACAGCUUACGAGCAUCGCAUGAAUAAGAUGUUGGGGAAGUCACGGUCUCUUUUUAUUAAAGAAUAUAAUCACAGGCUCUUCAAUUGGUUGGUCGCCUUUUCUCUUGUCAUGGUAGUGGUGGGCAGGUUUAUUAUAAAGUUUAUUUUGAUUGAAGUUGGGGCAUGGAUACUCUUCAUCUUCUUAGAGACAUACACGAGGAUGUUCUGGUCUGCAGAGUCCCUUUACUACAACCCAGUUUGGCAUAUGAUAGUAGCCACUUGGGAAACAGUUGUUUACAGCCCUGUCCUGGAUUUAGACAGAUGGGCCAUUCCGCUUAUUGUAAUAGCGGGACUAUUUGUGCUCUAUUGGCGGUGUUAUGGAAAAAGGAAACAUGGGUCUCCAUGGCUAUUACCUCUGUACAAUAACCAAAAGAGCGGUCCAAAUCGGCCAAGAUCUGACUGAAAAAACGGAGUGGUGAUGGUAUUUUCAAGCGUUGUGUCGGAGCAUUGCCGAUGGGCGAGCUUUCCAUUUUUUUUCAAUACUCGAAGCCCGCCGAUCUAUUUUUUGGUUCUUGCAAAGACAUACAGCAGAAAAAAAUUGUGAAGAGGCAAAGGAUGAGAAUGACUAUUGGCCCCCUCCUAUACUACCAAAAAUGUAGAAUAACCAAAAUUGAUUGUAUUUCUAUGAUCUAUUUAUUAUUUCAAAAUUCAA